AUGAAGUCAGCCCACGUCUUCAAAAAGGGAGAGGAUCAGCUCGAUGUCCAGAUCAAGGACAUCCCGGUCCCCCAGCCCGAACCCAACCAGGUCCUCAUUAAAGUAGUCGUAUCGGGCACAAACCCCAAGGAUUGGAAAUAUCCCAUCCUCGUCAAGGGCAGCACCGGACUCAACACGGGCGACGACAUUGCCGGAUACGUCGAGGCGGUGGGUUCCAAUGUCACUGAAUUCAAGGUUGGCGACCGCGUCGGCGCCUUUCACGAGAUGCGCACGCCUCACGGCUCCUUCGCCGAGUAUGCCAUCGCCUGGGAGAAGACCACCUUCCAUCUUCCCAAGCAGACCUCGUUCGAAGAGGCGGCGACGAUCCCGUUAGCUGCCAUGACCGCCGCCGUCGGCCUUUUCUGUCGCUUGGGUUUGCCAGAGCCAUGGGUUACUGUGUCUCAGGCCCGUAAGGACGCCGUGGCGGGCGGAGUGGUCGUCUACGGCGCUGCUUCCGCCGUCGGCGCUUUCGCCGUGAAACUCCUUGUCCGCUCCAAGAUACACCCCAUCAUCUGCGUUGCCGGCCAAGGCAUUUCGUUUGUUGAAGGCCUGAUUGAUAAGUCCGAGGGCGACGCCGUCGUUGAUUACCGCAAAGGCGAUGACCAUGUUGUGAAGGGCCUCCAGGCCGCGGUCCCUGCCGGGCAAAAACUCCUAUACGCCUUCGACGCUGUGAGCGAGAAGGGUAGUUACCAGAACAUUAUCAAAGUUCUCGAUCCUUACGGACAUAUUAGCUUAGUCCUACCGGGAAGGAAGUACGAAGAGAUUCCCAAGACCGUCAAUCAGACACUUACAACCGUGGGAUCCGUGCAUGGCGUGCCCGACGACCUGAGCGAUUUCGGAUAUGCCUGGUUCAGACUGUUCAGCUUGGGUCUUAAGGAAGGCUGGUUUAGCGGACAUCCGCACGAGGUGGUACCUGGCGGAUUGAACGGUGUACAGACCGGCCUGACAAAUCUUCAACAUGGCAAGGCCAGUGCUGUGAAAUAUGUAUAUCGAAUCGCGGAGACCGAGGGCGUGGAUCGGAGUAAGAUUUGA
Molecule: messenger RNA, 1071 nt
Organism: Cladophialophora psammophila CBS 110553
Lineage: Eukaryota; Fungi; Ascomycota; Eurotiomycetes; Chaetothyriales; Herpotrichiellaceae
Exons: 1
Coding region: 1-1071 (356 amino acids)
Molecular function (GO): oxidoreductase activity, acting on NAD(P)H
Source: RefSeq, a predicted model, not a curated record